Molecule: messenger RNA, 660 nt
Organism: Gasterosteus aculeatus aculeatus (three-spined stickleback)
Lineage: Eukaryota; Metazoa; Chordata; Actinopteri; Perciformes; Gasterosteidae
Product: acyl-CoA-binding protein
Biological process (GO): fatty acid metabolic process
Molecular function (GO): fatty-acyl-CoA binding
Source: RefSeq, a predicted model, not a curated record
CCCCCCGUUCACUAGGGGGAGACGUUCCCACAGAACACCUCCGAGCAGAAGAAGACGCUCGCGUGCAGCUCGGCGUCCGGUGGACUUUGCUCUCACAGUCAUCUCGCCCUCUACUAAAAAUGGCAGAUCUCCAGGCGAAGUUUGAUGAAGCAGCAGCUGAGGUGAAGCAGCUGAAGGCGAAGCCGACGGAUGAAGAGAUGCUUCAGGUCUACUCCCUGUUCAAGCAGGCCACUGUGGGUGACGUCAAUACGGGACGCCCAGGGAUGUUUGACUUCACUGGUAAAGCUAAAUGGGAUGCCUGGGAGAAACAGAAAGGUAAGAGCAAAGAUGAUGCCAUGAAUGACUACAUCAACCUGGUGAAGCAGUUGAAGGAGACGUAUGGAGUUUAACCUCACUGGAUCAACUGCCUGAUGAAUGGAGAACAUUGGUAGUCCUCAUACUGUAAAACGCCUUCAAAUCCAACAAGUGUAUCCUUAGACAGCACUUGUGUGUCUGGUGGCUUGCUAAUGGUCUAGUUAAGAUUACAUACGCCUGCAUAACCAAUGAUGUAUGAUCAUGAACUGGCCACCAUUACCAUCGUUUUAAUCAAUGAUUUCAACCAUGUGUAUCGGCACAGAAUCCUGUCAUUUUCAAUAUAAAAUUGUUCUACUCUUUAGUGUG